Messenger RNA from Racocetra fulgida, 300 nucleotides. Lineage: Eukaryota; Fungi; Glomeromycota; Glomeromycetes; Diversisporales; Gigasporaceae. The record is from the annotation of a GenBank genome assembly.
AUGUCUGAGAUCUCUAAAAAAUUAUGGUCUGACAUUAAAAAAAAUGAUGAAGAGCUGGUAAAGUCCAUUCGUAAAGCAUAUAAAAUAGGCAGUGUACGCAAGAAAUCGAGGAUUCGUUUUAAACCUUACGAUUACAAACCAAAAAAUUCCAAUAAAUCAAACGGCAGCGAACAGCAUCCUGAAUGUUCACCCGAACCUCUACAUAUGAGAGAACGUGUCUCAUAUGUUAAACACGACAACUUCCUUAAUCAAGACGUAUCUUUCGAACACCUAUUAAGAGAAUUAUUCGAAAUCUAUUAA